Gigantopelta aegis is the source of this 1038-nucleotide messenger RNA. RefSeq lists its product as uncharacterized. The record is from RefSeq and is a predicted model, not a curated record. Gene Ontology annotation, cellular component: cytosol. Gene Ontology annotation, biological process: deoxyribonucleotide biosynthetic process. The coding region runs from base 1 to 1038 and encodes 345 amino acids. Lineage: Eukaryota; Metazoa; Mollusca; Gastropoda; Neomphalida; Peltospiridae. The transcript has a single exon. Gene Ontology annotation, molecular function: ribonucleoside-diphosphate reductase activity, thioredoxin disulfide as acceptor.
AUGGCUGCGUACAUGAAUAAAACUGAAGAAGAGGCCCAUGCCGAAGAAUUCUCUAUCUUUGAACUUCCACGUACAUUCACUUCUGUUGAAAAAAUAUAUUACGAAGAUACGAGACCCACGUCCCAGAUCACGACGGAGAACAGUCCCGUGGAGUUUAACAUCUAUGGACAAGGCAUCGAUUACAUCGACCUGAAACGUACCAAACUACACGUGAAAGCCAAAAUCAUCAAAGCCGAUGGCAGUGCUUUGGUCAAAGAUGAAAAAGUGGGACCCGUCAAUCUGUGGCUUCAAAGUCUGUGGUCGCAAGUGGAUCUGACACUCAAUGGAAAACUCGUCACCACCUCGACCAAUCUGUAUCCAUACAAGAGCUACCUGAAAGUGUUGUUGAAUGGCACGUCCACGGCCAAAGAAUCGUCUCUUCAGUCUCAACUCUACUACAAAGAUGAUGCACAAUACAUAGACAGCACAGAUCCUAUAACAGGCAUCAAUGUAGGUCUUACUAACAGAGGUGUAUUGUGUGAAAUGAGUCACACCGUGGAUAUGGAAGGACCACUCUACGAAGACUUUUUCGACAUCAAACGUUAUCUCAUCAAUGGCGUCAAUCUACAGAUCAAACUGUUCCGGACCAGACCUUCCUUCAGUCUGAUGGUAGAAGAAGAUAGACCCGAUUACAAAGUCAAGAUCGAAGAUGUGUACCUCAGGGUCUGCAAAGUGCGACUCAACACAGCUAUCAUCACGGCCCACGCCAAGACGCUGCAGGACACAGAAGCCAAAUAUCCGUUCACAAAGAGUGACAUCAAAGUGGCCUCCAUCCCUCAAGGACAACUGAGUUUCACCUGGGAUCACCUGUUUCAAAACAAAUGUCCCAACAAAGUCGUGGUGGCACUUGUCUCUGCCGAAGCAGUGAAUGGCAGUUACACCAAGAAUCGAUUCAAUUUUCCCAUGUACGGUCUCGACACGAUUGCCUUGUACGUGAAUGGUGAAUCGUUACCGGCUCAACCGCUACACGUGGGCAAUAAUCAGUACAUCUCGGCCUAG